Rotaria socialis is the source of this 2496-nucleotide messenger RNA. The record is from the annotation of a GenBank genome assembly. Lineage: Eukaryota; Metazoa; Rotifera; Eurotatoria; Philodinida; Philodinidae.
AUGGGGACUGACGAUCAUGAGAUUAAUAACACGUGCGAUAGAAAUACAGACGAAAUGACACACGACAACAAUCUGCAAAAACCCUGUAUUUACAAUAAAUAUUUACCAUUUUAUGAUUCUAUCAAACGGCAAGGUGUUAACAAAUUUGAUGAAAUUCGAGAAAAUUUAUCUCGCACCAUCCAAUUGAAUGAAUUACAACCAGGCUUUUCAUUUUGGUCGAAUGCAUUGAAAGAAUUCAUUACUCUCUAUGGAUUUUAUUUUACCAAAGACAAUCAUCUGAAACUCGUCAAUUUUUAUCUGUCAGUUCUUUCUAUUACUGAUCUGCAAUACACAAGUGUGAAAAUAUGUUGUGAACUACUUUCAACGCUUUUACGGAAGACGCGUUUAAUCACAAGAGAUGAUUUGGUCAUUGAUUGGCAUACGCUCUAUCGAUGGGCUAAACUGGUUCAUAAUAAUCACGAUAAAGCUCACGCACUAGUCACUUUACCAGAAUUAUGGCUAUCGGAAUUUUUCGAUAUUUGGGAAAGUAUCUACAACCGAACAGUGUGGGAAUUGCACAUGAUUGGGAUUUUUUCAUCAGCAGCAUGGAACAAUAUUGGUUAUAUAGAUUGGGAGCCGUGGUUAGCACAAAUCUUUACGCGUAUACUAAGAGGCUUUUCUCUGCCGGUUGGUAAAAUGCAAACGUCUCCGCAGAGAUAUCGUUAUAUCACACGUAAAAUUGCAAGAUGGAUCGUUGCCAUGAUGGGCAACGGAAGUGCAUGUCUUACAUAUCUGGACGAUCUACUGAUGGCAAUGAAAAAUUUCUACCAUCCAUCAAACACAGGAAAGUUUCAGAAAAAUCUGGUAGAAUUCCUUUUGGACCUUUCUGACAAUUUUGUUGAUCGAGUUCGUUUGGAACGCAAAGCUCAUCCUGUUUGGUGGUUUCAACCGCAUGAAUCGUGUCGCUUAACAGAACAAAACAUCACGGAUUUUGUCAAUUGUAUCAAAGAUUAUGUUUUCACGUCUAUCUUUAAUAAAGAACAUGGACAAAAGGCUAUAGAAGCCUGCCAAUAUCUCUCCAUGCUUCGGCCAGAAUUGAUUGUGUCACCGAUGGCUGAAACAUUGUUUUCAUCGAUUGAAAAUAUCACUGAACCUCACCGUUUCACAACCAGUGUGGUUUGUUUAACGCAUCUUGCGCGCCAACUAGUUCGACAAACAUCUUCUUACUCUGCGGGACAAGUAUAUGUGCUACCAUUGCUUAUGUCUGUUUUACCUGGAAUAGAUUUAAAUGAUCCGAAAAAGAUUUCUACAACAUUGAAAUUUCUGAAUACUGUUUUAUCACUUAUCACCUGUGUUGAUUGUUCAUCGGCAGUACACAUUCGAAAUGAUCUAACAGAGAUCGAAAAGCAAGUGUGUUUAUCAACGAAAUUAUUCGAAAAUUUUAUCAGUACAUUUCUCGAUCGAGUAUUUCAAAUGAUCGAACACUUAUCGAGCGAUAUGUUCGAUGCUACGAUGAUUACUGACGAAGUUAACAUUGACUAUAGAGACAUCGAGUUAUUGCUCGAAUCAAUUCUACGUAAUAUCACUGGGCAGUGUAGUAGCACAAUCUAUCGGUUCGUUCAAGAGAAGUUAACGAACUUUCUUUCUGGUGCUUACUUUUCACCUAAAGUCAAAGGUUUUGUAUCCGCUGUUGUUCGAGCCUUGCUCCAUGGUAACCCUGUCGAAGCACUCAAAUGCGUCUUACCGAAAACAUGUGAAUCUAUUGAAAAGAUCAUGAAUCAUGCUGACACAACUGAAUUAUUCAUUAAUGGCAAAGAGGAUCUCGAACUUAUUUGGUAUUUAACUCUUUUCUCAGAACUUGUUCGUGCUCGUGGCGACACUCUACUCAUCUACAAACCAAUGAUUAUGUCAAUAUUUCAUCGAUCUACUCAUAUCGUUCACAAAUAUUCAUAUGAAAUCGUAGCUAAUGCAGCCAGAGAUUUACUCGAAUCGCUCUCUUAUGUAUAUCCAAUCGAAUAUAAGCUAACAAUUGAAAAUCUCGACGAACCAUUCAUCGACUUUUUACCGAUUCGAGUAUGGGGACAACCUGUCGACUUCGAUCGAUUCCAAAUGCAAUACCACAUUCCAAAUGUGGAUGAAAUCGAUUUUGCUUGCGAGUUUGUCAAAACAUUUCUCUAUUCUGAAUUGACACUUUUAAAUGAGAAAAUGUUGAAAUUAUCAAAUCAUGAACGAUCAAGAUCGCUUACGUUUGUUUAUAAUAUCGCUCUUGGAUAUUUUCAUAUGAUACCACGCAUCGAAAGUGAACAAUUAGCUGAUCUUGUAUUAUCGGUUGUUCCCUACAAUUCAAAAUAUCAAUUCCAAACUUCAACAUAUAUGAGAGAAUCAAAAUUUAACGAAAAUUUGCGCAUGCGUCUUGUUAAUGAUAUUGGAAAAUUACUCGAUUUACUUGUAGAAAAUCAUUCAGAUGAUGUUUCAUCCAUGAAAAAAGCACUUAAGGCAAAUAUGAAUUUCGACUGA